CCUCUAUUAUUCCAACAAUAUGAUGCUAUCCCAAACCACGUCUUACAGAAACAUUGUGUCCCUUUUUUCCACUAUGCAGACUAAGAAACUUCAUAGUACUAUUAAAAAACAAAGUCAUCCUGAAAGGAAGAUUUCUACCUAUAAACCAAACAUUUGGAAAUAUGAUCAUCUACUUACUCUUACAAGUGAAUAUUCUGAUGAGAAGUAUAAAGCUCAGGCUGAGAAGCUAAAAGAGAAAGUCAGUUGCACGUUUUCAAACACUAUUUGUCCCCUGGACCUGCUAGAGCUUAUAGACAGCAUUGACAAACUUGGACUCAGUUGUUACUUCGAGGUUGAAACCAAGGAAGCUUUAGAAAAGAUAAUAAUGUCCGUGAAAAGCAGUGGUUAUUAUUCGAGCUCGAAGGAGGAGGAUCUGUAUGCGAUUGCAUUGUGCUUCAGGCUACUCAGGGAACAUGGCCACCAUGCUUCACAAGAUAUGUUAAAGGACUUCUUCGAUGGCAAAGGAAAGCUGAAAGUCUCAGAUGUGAAAACAUUAUUGGAGCUUUUGGAAGGAUCAUGUCUGAGCGUGGAAGGUGAAAACGUACUAGACGACACACGAUUGUUCACAACCAAAAAUCUCAAGAGUCUUCUAUCUAAAUCAGAUUACACAUUUACUACUAAGGAAUAUUUGAGAAAUAGGUUGAGUUGUCCAUUGGCAUGGAGAGUGAAAUGGUAUGCCGUAAGAACACACAUCUCUGCUCAAGAACUUGAAUGCAACGGCACUAAUCCAAUGUUGCUGAAGUUGGCAAAACUUAACUUCAAUAUAAUUCAAGCCACGCACCAAAAGGAUCUCAAACACGUAUUAAGAUGGUGGAUGAAUGUUUCAAUAGUUGAAGAUUUGAGCUUUACAAGGGAUCGGAUAGUAGAAAGCUUCUUUUACGCUGUAGGAGUUGCCUCUGAGCCUCAACAUGGAAGCAUGAGAAUAUGGCUCACCAAAGUGAUUGAGUUGGUGCUAAUAAUAGAUAAUGUUUAUGAUAUUUAUGGUUCAUUAGCCCAAGUGCAGCAAUUCACUCGUGCCAUAGAGACGUGGGAUCCAAAUGAAGUAGAAGGGCUGCCAGAAUGUAUGCAGAUCUGUUUCAGGUCUUUGCAUGAUACAAUAGAAGAGAUAUCUGUUGAAAUUCAACAACAAAAGAGUGGCCUUUCAGCAUUACCUUAUCUGAAACAAGUGUGGGUCAACUUUUGCAAAGCCUUGCUGUUGGAAGCAACGUGGUACCACAAAGGCCAUAUACCAACACUUGAAGAGUACCUUAAUAAUGGGUGGAUCUCAUCUUCCGGCCCUUUGCUUUCCUUUCAUGUGAUUUUUGGUGUAACAAAUAAAAUAACGAAAGAAACCCUUCAUUUAUACGAAGAUUGCCGUGAAAUUAUUUACCACACUUCGGUUGUAAUUCGACUUUGCAAUGAUCAGGGUACCUCAGCGUCGGAGCUAGAGAGAGGUGAUGUUGCUUCAUCAAUUUUAUGUUACAUGCAACAAGAAAAUGUUUCAGAGGAUGUAGCCCGAGAGCAUAUCGAAAGCAUAAUUUUGGAUUCGUGGAAAAAGAUCAAUUACCAUUUUAAUACUCUUUCUACAUCACAACAAAAACUCGUCAAACAUGUAGUAAAUGAAGCACGGAUGACACAUGUCAUGUACCAAUUUGGAGAUGGAUUUGGGGUUCAAGAUGGUGAAACUCGAGAUCAAGUCUUGUUCAACUUGGUUAAUCCUAUUACUUAAUUUAUGUGAUAAUUUAAUUUCGGCCUAUUCACUUUCGUCCUAUUCAUAUUCAUGGUGGUCUGGCAUACUUGUAAUUUGCCAA
This is a messenger RNA of Nicotiana tabacum (common tobacco), 1829 nucleotides long. Its product is annotated as alpha-farnesene synthase-like. Gene Ontology annotation, biological process: diterpenoid biosynthetic process. Gene Ontology annotation, molecular function: terpene synthase activity; magnesium ion binding. The record is from RefSeq and is a predicted model, not a curated record. NCBI's taxonomy places the organism in Eukaryota, Viridiplantae, Streptophyta, Magnoliopsida, Solanales, Solanaceae.